This is a messenger RNA of Cercopithifilaria johnstoni, 600 nucleotides long. The record is from the annotation of a GenBank genome assembly. NCBI's taxonomy places the organism in Eukaryota, Metazoa, Nematoda, Chromadorea, Rhabditida, Onchocercidae.
AUGAUUAUUCAUAUUUUUCUCUUUUUUGCUCUAUUGGGCUUAGUUUCUUGUCAACGUUGCGAUUGGAUUGAUGCUAUAGCGAUACGUAAGGCUGAGAUAAAGAAGCAAUGUUAUAGUAUGAAAGCACACCGAACUCAUACGUGUGCAAAGGCAUCAUUCGACGUCGAGGCUUCAAGAGAGGAAUCGGAAAAUACACCACUUUAUAUAUGUUCAAAACGAGGACUAAGGAAAAAUUUCGUUUACAACGAGCACUUUGAGCUACCACUACAUCUGCGUUAUCAUGCUGCUACCGGAAAAGAUGCUGUGGUAACAAUACCUGCUCCACAGCUGCUUUUGAGAUGUUUGGAAAAUUCAACUUUCCUUACCAGCCACUGUAAAAGAUAUUUAGUUAAAGCAUCUUGUGAUUGUUCAAACGAAUCACACUGCGAAUGGUUGAUGAUACCGUUGUUGAAGUACAACGAAGCACAGUUCAAAAUACCAACUGGAAAUGCGUCUUCUCUUAAAUUCGUUUUAUUUAUUACCAUUUUCACGGUUAUUUGCUGUGCUGUAACGAUAAUUAUUGCUAUAAUGAAGAACAGUGUGAAAGGAAAAGUCAAGUAG